This is a messenger RNA of Striga asiatica, 4176 nucleotides long. Lineage: Eukaryota; Viridiplantae; Streptophyta; Magnoliopsida; Lamiales; Orobanchaceae. The record is from the annotation of a GenBank genome assembly.
CACGGCGCAAGCACGGAACACACACGAGCCUUCGCCCGACAGCUAAAAAAAAGCCUAAAACCCUAAAGUCCCCGCCUCCGCCUCUCUGUGCUUCCCGGCAAUCAUGGAAGGCGUCGAAAUGGAAACGGCGCCGCCGGAAAAACUAUCCAGCGAGGACUUUUGUUCAGCCGUCCUCUCUCAGUUCAGCCGCUCAAACAACGAGCACCACCUCCACAUCUGCGCUGCCAUAGGGGCCAUGUCCCAGGAGCUGAUUGAUCAGAACCUCCCUCUCACCCCCAUCGCCUACUUCGGUGCCACCUGCUCCUCCAUCGAUCGUCUCUCUUCGAGCGUCGACGCCCCCUGUCACCUCUUGGAAGCCCUGCUCACCAUCUUGUCCCUAGUUAUUGACAGAUUUUCUCCCUCCGUACUUAGAUCGAAAUUUGAUUACCUAUCGGAACUUCUGAUUCGGGUGCUUGGGGCGAAGUCCGUCGGAGUUAACGGCCUUGUGCCGGGGAUGAAGUGUGCUUCGCGGUUGCUGGUGGUGAGGGAAAAGGUGAGCUGGGCUGAUGUGGCUCAGCUUUACGGCGUUCUCAUUGGUUAUAUUGCUGAUGAACGGCCUAAGGUAAGGAAACAAUCACAUUUGUGCCUGCGUGAAACUCUGGAGUAUUUUCAUUUAGCACCGGCCAUUGCACCAUUGGUGGCACCUGCUAGUGAAUCCAUUACGAAUGUCUUUGAGAGGUUUCUUCUUAUUGCUGGAGGAUCAAAUGCAACCGCUUCAGAAGGACCCAAGGCAGCACAGGAGGUCCUUUACAUUCUGGAUGCUCUUAAAGCCUGUCUUCCUUAUAUGUCAUCAAAAUCCUCCACAAACAUCUUGAAAUACUUCAAAUCCCUUUUGGAACUCAGACAUCCUAUUGUUACCAGACGCAUAGCUGAUGGUCUUAAUGCCCUGUGUCUGCAUGCCGUUGGUGAAAUUUCUGCGGAAACCCUUACUGAAUUAUUAUGCUCUUUAAUUACCUCGGUUUCCCCAGAUGAGUCGUCUGCUGAUAGCAUGACAUUCACUGCUCGUUUGCUGGACACUGGGAUGAAAAGAGUUUAUUCUCUUAAUAGGCAAAUUUGUGUGGUCAAGCUUCCCCUUGUUUUCAAUGCAUUAAAAGAUAUUUUGGCUUCUGAGCAUGAGGAGGCUUCAGUAGCAGCAGUGGCAACAUUUAAAAGCUUAAUACACUCAUGCAUAGAUGAGAGUUUGAUCAAACAGGGUGUUGAUCAGAUUACAGUCAAUGCUGAUGCAGCCACAAGGCAAACAAGCCCAACUGUCAUAGAAAAAAUUUGUGCAACUGUUGGAAGCCUGCUCGAUUAUCAUUACGAACCAGUUUGGGAUAUGUCGUUUCAAGUUGUUUCAACCUUGUUUGACAAACUAGGAACACUCAAGAGUUUAGCUGAUAUGCAGAAGAUGCCAGACGAAGACUUCACUUUCAAGAAACAGAUUCAAGAUCUAUCUGAGAGCAAUCUAUGGCUUUUUCCGAUACUGAAACAGUAUACCGUCGGUGCAAACCUAAGUUUUUUUACAAACUCAAUUUUACCCAUGAUUGUUGAAAUGAAGAAGAAAUCUGCAGAGUUCGAGCGUGUAGGAAUAUUACAUUCAGCUAGAAGUGUCGAUGGGAUUGUGUACUCCUUGUGGUCAUUGCUACCGUCAUUUUGCAACUACCCACUUGACACCGCAGAAAGUUUCAAGGUUCUGGAGAAAGCACUAUGUACUGCUCUUCAAGAAGAACCUGAAGUCCGUGGGCUAAUAUGUUCUGGCUUACAAAUUCUUAUUCAGCAAAAUAAGAGAAUCCUGGAAGGAAACCAGGAUCGUCCGAGCACCGAAAUAGGUGUUGCUGAAGAAAGGGCUAUGACCCUCUAUACUGCAGAUGUUGCUGGCUCUAAUUUGCAUGCAUUGAAAUCCUCUGCUCGUGAGCUGUUGACGGUUCUUACUGGGAUCUACUCCAAGUCUUCUAAAGAUACUAUUGGCAUUUUGCAGUCUACAAUUGUUGAGCUUGCUUCAAUAUUGGAGAAGAAAACUGUCUCAUCGUUUUUCAAGAAAACCAUGCAGAAGCUUCUUACAGUUACUCAGGACGUGGGCAUAUUAAGGAACAACAAAGAUUCAAAUGCCAUGCAGGUUGACGAUUCAUCUGGUGCAGCUUCCCUAUCAACAGCAAGGGCACAAUUAUUUGACAUUGCUGUUUCCCUUUUACCUGGGUUGGGUUCCAAGGAAAUUGAUCUUUUGUUCACUGCUGUAACACCUGCAUUGAAGGACGUUGAUGGUUUGAUUCAGAAGAAGGCGUACAGAGCUCUAUCAUUGAUACUGCAGACCUCGGAUGACUUUAUUUCAAGGAAACUCGAGGUGGUUCUCAGCCUGAUGAUUGAAGUACUGCCUUCUUGUCAUUUUUCUGCCAAACGUCAGAGGCUGGACUGUUUAUAUUUCCUCAUCAUCCAUGCUAUUAAGGAAGGCUCUGAAAAGAGGAGGCAUGACAUCACUGCUUCUUUCCUUACGGAAAUUAUACUAGCACUAAAAGAGGCUAACAAGAAAACAAGAAAUAGGGCAUAUGAUAUUCUUGUCCAGAUUGGUCAUGCAUGUGGAGAUGAGGAUCAAGAUGGCGAGGAGAAAUUGUGCCAAUUCUUCAACAUGGUUGCUGGAGGCCUGGCGGGUGAGACACCUCACAUGAUCAGUGCUGCUAUGACCGGCUUAGCUCGAUUGGCUUAUGAGUUCUCAGACCUUGUUUCUGCUGCUUAUAAUGUUCUCCCAUCCGCUUUUCUCCUUCUUCAAAGAAAAAACAAAGAAAUAAUUAAGGCUAAUUUAGGUUUGCUGAAGGUACUGGUUACCAAGUCACAAGCUGAAGGCCUGAAGGCGCAUUUGCGCGGCAUGGUGGAAGGUUUGCUGAGCUGGCAAGAUAGCACCAAGAACCAUUUCAAAGCAAAAAUUAAACUGCUGCUUGAGAUGCUUGUGAAGAAAUGUGGUCUGGAUGCAGUUAAGGAAGUCAUGCCUGAAGACCAUAUGAAACUCCUAACCAAUAUAAGAAAGCUCAAGAAUCGGAAAGAGAAGAAACAGGCUGCCAAAUCAUUGGAUGACAGGUCCAUUCUAUCAAAAGCAACUACAUCCAGUGAUGGUGAUGGUGAAUUUACAGACGGAAAAAGUAUUGUUGGCCGGCGCAGCAAGUAUUCUUCAGCUGUACAAUCCAAAUCAUCUCUUUUACGAUCCAAGAAAAGCCGAAAGGCAGCAAAGAGCUUGCAAGAAGAUUCAUUCGACCAAUUAGAUGACGAGCCUCUCGACUUGCUAGAUACCCAGAGAACGAGGUCUGCCCUUCGCUCGUCACAACCACAAAGAAUGAAAAACGAUGAGUCGGAUGACGAGCCCUUGAUUGAUCCUGAUGGGCGUCUGGUUAUUCAGGAGGAAGGUAAGAACAAAAAGGCCGAUAGGAAAAAGAAGCGGGAAUCUUUGGACGCUGAGGAAAAUGAUGGAAAAAGUGAUGCAGGAAGUAACUUGUCUUCGAAAUCUGUGAAAACCCAGAAAAGGAGAAAGACCUCGGAAAGUGGGUGGGCCUACACGGGUAAAGAGUAUGCCAGCAAGAAGGCAGGUGGUGAUGUGAAGAGGAAAGAUAAGCUCGAGCCAUAUGCCUAUUGGCCGCUCGACCGGAAAAUGGUGAGUCGUAGGCCGGAGCACAGGGCUGCAGCCAGAAAAGGCAUGGCGAGUGUGGUGAAGCUGACCAAGAGGCUUGAAGGGAGGAGUGUGUCCAGUGCGCUUUCUGUCAAGGGGGUGGCUUUGAAGAACAAAAGAAAAGGGAGUAAAAAGAAAUUUUAAUUUUUUUUUGUAUGUUUUGUGGAAAAUGUGUAAUCAGAGCAUUGCUUUUGAUGUGGUCGAGUUUUUAUGGUGGCAUUUCGAUUUACCAUUUUUUUUCUUUGGUGGUGUUUAUUUAUAGCGCCACAUGGUGCAAAGUACCCUUGUCUUGCGAUUCCUGAGUGAACCGAGUUUUGCAUGGAAAUGUAAGAAGAACGUAGAGAUUUUUUAUUUUUUAUUUUUGGUUUGCGGAGGAUUUUGACUUGUUUUAUAAAUCUUUUCAUUGAAAGUAUGUGUUCUAUUGAUCUGCCAUCAAUUAUUCAUUAUUCUUAUUCAAUUUGAAUUUCAGUUUUGUACUAUUAUAUUUCCUACAUCUGCAAUUUCGG